AUGGCGGCGUGGCAGUACUUGAAGCACGGCGGCGGGGCUGAUGCUCUCUCGUUGAGCGACAACGUCCCCGUGCCUGUGCCGUGCAAGGGCGAGGUGCUGGUCCGCGUGCGCGCAGCGAGCAUCAACCCGGGUGACUGGAAGCUGCAGUCGGGUCUCAUCCCCUUCCUGCCGCGCCGCUUCCCCGCCACCGCUGGGUUCGACCUGGCGGGGAACGUGGUGGCAGUUGGGCCAGGUGUUACCAAGUACAGCGUGGGAGAUGCAGUCUAUGGAAGGGCGCCUUUCUUUAAAAUGGGAGCUCUGGCGCAGUACGCACUGCUGGACCAGCAAGGCAGCGCACGCAAGCCCUCCUCCCUCACCUUCGAGACCGCUGCUGCUCUCCCCAUUGCCGGUCUCACCGCCCUGCAAGCUGUGAGGGACUAUGCCGGCCUGCCUCUCCCUGCAUCUAAACCGAGUGGGGAAGGGAGUGGUGCCGCCAGCAGCGUGCAGCUGGCGAAGGCAGCAGGGGCACAUGUGACUGCCACUGUCGGCGCUCGCAACCUUGCCUUCGCAUGGAACGUGCUUGGAGCAGACGAGGUUCUCGACUACAAUUCUGCUGCAGGGAAACAGCUCUUCCCUUCCUCAUCCCCAACCUCGUCCCCUUCGCCUGUUACCAACCUUUCCAAUCCUCAUGCCGCACAGGUUGCUUCAUCUGCGGACCCCCCUGGCAGUGGGCUGUAUGAUGUGGUGAUUGAUUGCUCUCCCAACAGCUUGGCCGUUGCUGCUGUGGAUAAGGUUCUCCGUCCCGAGGGUAAGUGGGUGCAUGUGAUUCCCCCGUUCUCUGUCUUUGCUCUGGGGCUUUGGCGCCGGUUUGCCUGUCGCCCAAAGAAGAUUUAUAAUGUUAUGAUGGAGAACAGGGGGUCUGAUCUGGAGGUGGUGGGGAGGAUGGUGGAGGAGGGGAAGGUGAAGGUGGUGAUAGAGGGUACUGUGCCGUUUGAAGAGGCGAGAGAGGCGUGGAGGAGGAGCAUGGAAGGGCAUGUGACAGGCAAAUUGGUGGUUAGGAUGGAGUGA
Molecule: messenger RNA, 1047 nt
Organism: Closterium sp. Naga37s-1
Lineage: Eukaryota; Viridiplantae; Streptophyta; Zygnematophyceae; Desmidiales; Closteriaceae
Source: the annotation of a GenBank genome assembly